Rhodotorula toruloides NP11 is the source of this 1104-nucleotide messenger RNA. RefSeq lists its product as uncharacterized. The record is from RefSeq and is a predicted model, not a curated record. The coding region runs from base 1 to 1104 and encodes 367 amino acids. The transcript has 3 exons. Lineage: Eukaryota; Fungi; Basidiomycota; Microbotryomycetes; Sporidiobolales; Sporidiobolaceae.
AUGCCUGCCCCCUCCAAGCGCCCUCGCAAACACUCUCCACCACCCAGCCCGCUCCUCCUCCCCUCACAUCUCACCACCCUCCCCUCCGCCCCUCUCCGCCCCUCGUCCUCCUCCACAGCUUCGGGCGCACAAGUGCAGGCAUGGGAAGCGACGCUUUUACCUUCCAGACUGCAGUGGGAAGUAGGAGUGGACGCGCCUGAGGUGGUUGUUUGGAAGGGACGGGUUUCACGAGGUGAGGCAGAGCAGGAGGCGGAGGAGGAGGAGGGGGAAGAGAUAGAGGUCAGGACUGAUCGCUACGACAUCCUCCACCUCCUCCCCUCCACCCUCUCCCUCCCCUCUUCCUCCUCCUCCGCGCCCCCCGACCCCCGCGGAUUCACCCACCUCCCGCCCUUACACGAAGACCUCUUCUUCCUCACACCCUCCGAGCGUGCGCUGGUCGCACACAAAGAACGACGGAGGAAGGUGGAGGAGGAGAGGGAGGAGAGGGUGCGGGAGGUGGAGAGGUUGGAGAGGGAGGAGAGCGAGAGGGUUAGGAGGGAGGGAGGGGAGGAUGAGGAGCCCGACGCAACCCAACUAGCCCUCAUGACCCGCCUUCACUCGACCCUCUCGUCCUCUCCAAACCCCUCCCUACUCGAACUCCGUAUCCUCGCAAACCACAGCAAAGACGAGCGGUUUGCGUUCCUCCGGGAGGGAGGACGUUGGAGGAGUGUUUGGGGGGAGAUUAGGAGGGGCGAGAGGGGGGUUGAUGGGAGGAGGAAGGAGGGGAGUGGGCAGGUGAAGGCGGAUGAGGCGAAGAAGGAGGGACUGGCGGGGUUGGUGGGGUAUGGAAGUGACAGUGAGGACGAGGAAGAGCAGGAGGAGGAGGCGGGUGGGCGAGCUGAGCCCGAAGCUGAAGCGGGUGCGGGUCAAGCUGUCGCAAACCUAGCCGACCUCGAUUCGGCACCUGAUCCACCCGCGUCAGCGAAUACAGGCGACACCGUCGGCGACGCCGAACGGCGCGCGAAGCAGGCUCUCAAAGCGGAAAGGGCGCGCGAGUGGGCGCGGAAACGACGAGAAGCGCGCGAUGCGGCGGAAGCAGCGAGCGAGUCGGCACCUGGAUCGUAG